Epinephelus fuscoguttatus (brown-marbled grouper) is the source of this 2501-nucleotide messenger RNA. RefSeq lists its product as uncharacterized. Gene Ontology annotation, molecular function: zinc ion binding. The transcript is spliced from 5 exons. The coding region runs from base 316 to 1107 and encodes 263 amino acids. The record is from RefSeq and is a predicted model, not a curated record. Lineage: Eukaryota; Metazoa; Chordata; Actinopteri; Perciformes; Serranidae.
CUGAUCAGAUGAUGAGAACAUAUCAUUCGGAUAAGUCUGUUUAACAAGGCCUUGGAACUUUUUAUUUAUUUUUCUAGAAUAUUUUUGAGAGAAGACUGAAAUGCUGGAAACAUUUGACAUCAUCCAGAUUUCUAUUUGACUGUGCUGCAAAUGAAAAACAGAGCCUUGAAGUCUAGCCUUACCUGGAAGAACUUGGAUUCUGGUUUGGAGGUGUUUUUGGGCUGUUUUUUUUGGUUCCUGGUUUGCACUGAGUUUAAGGAUUCGGGACGUGGUUAAAACUGCUUCAAAAAACUUGUUUCAGGUCUUUAAAGCAGGAUGUCACAGGGUGAGGUGCAUCCUCUGUCUUACAGGCAGACACAGAGCAUCGAGCUGAACACAGGCGUCGGUUUGGACCAAGAACAAGAGCAGCAUUACUCUGAAUCUUAUUCCCAGCCUGAAUUCAACCAGUGGACCUUUGAGCCAGGGAGCAGACCCCCGGCGCAGGCCAUCGAGUUUCGCAUAAAGCAGCUUCACAACAGACGUGUCCUUCUGCUGAAGAUGCAGCGCCUCGGGAAGAAGGCAGGGGACAGUGGUGACGAGAGUACGGAGGAAAUGACCUGUGAGGACAGUGAUCGACUGUGUGAGCUGGAGGCCAUCCAGAGGGAACUGGAGGAACUGGUGGUUAAAAAGGAGGAGGUGGAGAAAAAGGGAAAACGCUCAAAGCUCAGAGCGAAUGAAGGUCAACAGGAUGCAGGUCCCGCUCUUUAUAAAACUGAGACACCCCGUGGGGGGAUCUACAUUCUGCCACCUCCCCAGCAGGAGGACAGGACAGCAGAGAAGAGAGUAAAAGCUAGGCCUGUGACUGAAACACCAACAGGCCCAGUUGUUCCAGUUGACAGUCUGGGUUGGACACCAAUGGUCACCAAGUGUCCAUUCUGUGAAGAGGUCGUCCUCACAGAAACCAGCAGCAAAGUGGGCGAGGCUGCGUGGAUGAUUUGCUGCCUGUGCACCUUGGCAGGGUGUGUUGCAGGCUGCUGUUUAAUCCCUUUCUUUAUGAGGCGUACAAAGAACGUCCACCACCAGUGUCCCCGGUGCCAGGAAAACAUUCACAUCCAACAGCCGUUUUGACUUAAAGGCUGCUAUUUAAACAGCUACUGUGCUUUGUACAGUACGAUCCACGGCCUAUGUGCUUUAGUGACCAACUCCUGUGGUCAUGGAGCUGUCUGGGACUCAGUUGUUUGACUCCACAACUGAUCUCAGCAAUGUGCCUGGAGUCGACUACGCUGUCAGUGCAAAUGGCACAAAGGCUCAGAUAACUUGAGGAAAACCUACUGUUCUUAAUGCAUGUUUGACUUGCACACUGUGAAACUUUACCUACCAGAAUAUCUGCAUAACAUGGAUUUGAGCUGAGUUCGCAAAUGCAAACACUGCCAUUCAAAACACUCCUCACUUUAUUAAUAUCUCCAGUAGUCAAUGUUUCAGAUACAAAUUACUCCAAACUAAUCCCUCCAUUUAAAAUGAUCAAGUCCUGUUUAUUAUAACACAGUAUCAUGCUUUGUCAACAGUCUACUGAACUUUGUGUCUGGUUUCCUUGGUCAAGUAUAUUGAAAUAAAACUCUGGGAAUAUGUUAUCUGAGAGGAAAGUGGAAACAAAUCGCUGUUGAUAUGCAAACAUGGCCUAUAACGCAACAAAGAACUGUUUUGAUACACUGUAAGCUGCAACACACUUCAAAUGUAGUGCUUACUCAAUUCUUCUGUUUCUGUGCUCCUGCCAGUUGUUUCAUAUGUUGUUUGUGACAUUAUAUAAAACUCGAAUUACAGCCUCUCAGGUUUUAUGCCUCCGUGAACCAGUCAGGUGUGUGAAAACAUGAAUGCUUGGAUGUGGCAGCACAGAAGAUCUAUACGGUCAGCACAGUUUAAAGGUGGACACCCAAGAUUAGUUUCACCAAUUCAGUAUCUGACCAAAUGUCUCCCAUUCUUCGGAGACAUAUAAAAAUGUUUUUGCAAAACAUUGUGAUGUCACAGUGAAAUUGACCUUUUGGCUAUAAAAUGACAUCACUUCAUCAUUACAACCUGUUAGAUUUUUGUGUGACAUUUUGUCAUAAUUAGCAGAUGAGCUCUUGAGUUAUGGCCAAAAACAGUGAGGUCACAGUGACGUUUGACCACUAAAUUCAAAUCAGUUCAGUCUUGAAUCCAAGUGGACGUUUGUGUCUUAUUUGAGGAAAUUUCUUCAAGGCCUUCUUGAGAUAUCUUAUUCUCAAAAUAAGACAGACAUAAAGUCACAGUGACCUUUGAACACCAAAUUCUACUUAGUUAAUCCUGACUUAAAGUGGACGUUUGUGCCAUAUUUGAGGAAAUUUCUUCAAGUCCUUCUUGAGAAAUCGCAUUUACAAAACGAGACAGUGGCAAGGUCACAGUGACCUUCGAACACCAAAUGUUAAUGAAAUUAUCCUUCACUCUAAGCAAAUGUUUGUGCCAAAUUUGAAAAAAAAAAAAAAAAAAAAAAAAAAUCCCAUUCACAA